GCGCCUCCGGACUCGGGCCGCCGCUGCCGCCGCGUUUGCGCAUGAGGAGCUGGUUGCCGCUGCAGCCGCCUGGAAUUGUGGGGCUUGUGUUUGCCCCUCGGCUGCGGUGAAAAGCCGAAGGUCCUGGUUAUAGUUCUUCAGUACCUGCCUUCAGCUAGAAUGGCUCCUCAAGGAAUACUACUAGGGCUGCUGUUGACUUCCUGUUUCACUCUCUGCCUCAGUUGUCAGAACUCGAAUAAUUUUGCACUCAUCAACACAGAGAAGAGCAUCCACAAGGAAUCAGAGACAAAGGAAACGAGGCGAGAGGAGGAGCUGGACACUGAGGUCCUGGAGGUGUUCCACCCCACGCAAGAGUGGCAGACUCUUCAACCAGGUCAGGCUGUUCCUGCAGGAUCCCAUGUACGACUGAAUCUACAGACUGGAGCAAGAGAGGUGAAACUCCAACAAGAAGACAAGUUCCAAAAUAAUCUGAAAGGAUUUAAAAAAGGCAGAAGGCUAGAUAUCAACACCAACACGUACACAUCUCAGGACCUCAAGAGUGCACUGGCCAAAUUCAAGGAGGGAGCAGAGGUGGAGCAUUCGAAGGAUGAGCAGGCAAGACAGGCCACAGUAAAGCAGUUCUUCCGCCCCAUCGAGGAGCUGAAGAAGGAAUUUGAUGAGCUGAAUGUUGUUCUGGAGACUGACAUGCAGAUUAUGGUUCGGCUGAUAAACAAGUUCAACAGCUCCAGCUCUAGCCUAGAAGAGAAAGUGGCUGCACUCUUUGACCUUGAGUACUAUGUCCAUCAGAUGGAUAACGCACAGGACCUGCUGUCCUUCGGUGGCCUUCAAGUGGUGAUUAAUGGCCUCAACAGCACAGAACCCCUGGUGAAGGAGUAUGCUGCUUUUGUGUUGGGGGCUGCAUUUUCCAGCAAUCCAAAGGUCCAGGUGGAAGCCAUUGAAGGUGGAGCUCUGCAGAAGCUACUGGUCAUCCUGGCCACAGACCAGCCUCUUCCCGCCAAGAAGAAGGUCCUGUUCGCACUGUGCUCCCUGCUGCGCCACUUCCCCUAUGCCCAGCAGCAGUUCCUGAAGCUGGGAGGCCUGCAGGUCCUCAGGAGCCUCGUGCAAGAGAAGAGUGCGAAGGUACUGGCUGUGCGUGUGGUCACCCUGCUCUAUGACCUGGUCACCGAGAAGAUGUUUGCUGAGGAGGAGGCAGAGCUGACCCAGGAUUCAUCCCCGGAGAAGCUGCAGCAGUAUCGCCAGGUGCACCUGCUGCCAGGCUUGAGGGAGCAGGGCUGGUGUGAGAUCACCGCCCACCUCCUGGCCCUUCCAGAGCACGAUGCUCGGGAGAAGGUGCUGCAGACACUGGGUGCCCUCCUGGCCACCUGCCGGGAUCGCUACCGUCAAGACCUCCAGCUCAGCAGGACACUGGGCAGUCUCCAAGCAGAAUACCAAGCGCUGGCCUCCCUGGAACUCCAAGAAGGUGAAGAUGAAGGCUACUUCCGGGAGCUGCUGGCCUCCAUCAACAGCUUGCUAAAGGAACUUAGAUGAGGCCGCCACCGUGAUGCCAGGACUGGACUUGGGAUGCAGUAGUGUGAGCUUGGGUGGCUCUUCAAGGUACAUCACCCAGGAGGGAGGACUUACUGACUGGGGCAUGAGCUUUCUCUGGACAGAGCUGGCUUGGCCAUUAAACCGAUGUGCAGAGUA
Molecule: messenger RNA, 1683 nt
Organism: Psammomys obesus (fat sand rat)
Lineage: Eukaryota; Metazoa; Chordata; Mammalia; Rodentia; Muridae
Gene: Sil1
Product: SIL1 nucleotide exchange factor
Exons: 10
Coding region: 160-1527 (455 amino acids)
Source: RefSeq, a predicted model, not a curated record